GCCGCCGCUCCCGCCGGGCCGGACCCGCGUCCUGCCCAGCCCCGCGUCCCGGCCCCGCCAUGGCCAUGAGGCAGACCCCGCUCACCUGCUCCGGCCACACCCGGCCCGUGGUGGACCUGGCCUUCAGCAGAGUCACCCCCUUCGGAUAUUUCCUGAUCAGCGCCUGCAAGGAUGGCAAGCCUAUGCUACGUCAGGGUGACACAGGGGACUGGAUUGGCACGUUUCUAGGCCAUAAAGGUGCUGUUUGGGGUGCCACUUUGAACACAGAUGCCACUAAAGCAGCUACAGCAGCAGCAGAUUUUACAGCCAAAGUGUGGGAUGCUGUGUCAGGCGAUGAACUAAUCACAUUGGCUCACAAACACAUUGUCAAAAGUGUGGAUUUUACACAGGAUAGCAAUUAUCUGUUAACAGGUGGACAAGAUAAGCUCUUGCGUAUCUAUGACUUGAGCAAGCCAGAAGCAGAACCUGAUGUUGUCAGUGGACAUACUUCUGGCAUUAAAAAGGCUUUAUGGAGCAGUGAUGACAAACAGAUUCUUUCAGCUGAUGAUAAAACUGUACGCCUUUGGGACCGGAGUACCAUGACUGAAGUGAAGUCACUAAAUGUUGCAAUGUCAGUGAGCAGCAUGGAGUAUGUUCCAGAAGGACAGAUCCUUGUGAUAACCUAUGGGAAGACUAUUGCUUUUCAUAGUGCAGAAACUCUAGAGCAGAUUAAAUCAUUUGAAGCACCAGCUACAAUCAAUUCUGCAUCACUUCAUCCUGCAAAAGAAUGUUUGGUCGCAGGUGGUGAAGAUUUUAAACUCUAUAAAUAUGACUAUAAUACAGGAGAAGAAUUAGAAUCUUACAAAGGGCACUUUGGUCCAAUUCACUGUGUGAGAUUUAGCCCUGAUGGAGAGUUAUAUGCAAGUGGCUCUGAGGAUGGUACACUAAGGCUGUGGCAGACAACAGUAGGAAAAACCUAUGGUCUUUGGAAAUGUGUAGUUCCUGAAGAGGAGAAUGCAGAAGCAGCAAAAGCAAGGGCUACCCUUCCAGGAACUGCAGAGGAGGAAAUAGUUGCAGAAGAGAUUGCCUCUGAAAACUCAGAUACAGUGUACAGCUCAACUCCUGAAGUUAAGGCCUGAUUACUGCAACUGUUACAUGACACAUGGACAUACAAGACUAAAUCAAGUGAGCAGUGACAAACAGCAGCCUUCCAGAGUGAGCUCUCUACGUAAGGCAAAGAUGGGCAGUAAUUGAUGAGAAUGCGGUGGAACUGGCUAGGUGUUGUCUGUAAGAGAACUGAGUAUCCAAUUAAAAACCCAAAAGACAAGUAGUAGAGUUUUGCUGUCUUUUUGGCAUAACUGCCUACUGUCUUUUCAAAGAAGUGUGCAAGCCAAGAUCCAAUCUCUCCAAUUUCAAUUAGACUCAUUGUAGUGUGCUUUCUUUAUUACGGAGAAGAGAUACAAUGGCUUUUACCCUUUUUUUUUUUUUUUUUUCUUGAAAGUUGGAAGAAUUGGCUGUAGUUGAAAAGAAGGGAUUAUGUACUCAAAAGUAUUUGGUUCGGGUUUUGUUUCAUUGUAUGCUGCUUCUGAAUGUUUAACUGUUUUCAGUUGUCUAAAUAAAAUGCCUCUCAAAACUUGUACGUUACUGUUGAGCAUUGGGUUCGUGAAAUGGAAAAGCAACCAAAUUAAUCACGUAAUCCUUUCUAGCAUCUUGGUUUUGUACUAUACAGAGGGAAAGCAAAAGAAUGUUUUAGUGUUGGUACAGAGGGUGGCAAGUUCUUUGAUCUGUAAGCUUUGAGUCUUUUUUUAUUCUUUAAAGUUUGAAUGUAAACAUGAGUCUCUAAAAUGAAAAACAACAAAAACUCUUAUAUUAAAUGUGCUGGCUGAAAUAUUUGGUUGUACAUGAA
Molecule: messenger RNA, 1885 nt
Organism: Empidonax traillii (willow flycatcher)
Lineage: Eukaryota; Metazoa; Chordata; Aves; Passeriformes; Tyrannidae
Gene: STRAP
Product: serine/threonine kinase receptor associated protein
Exons: 10
Coding region: 60-1118 (352 amino acids)
Biological process (GO): spliceosomal snRNP assembly
Cellular component (GO): SMN complex
Molecular function (GO): protein binding; RNA binding
Source: RefSeq, a predicted model, not a curated record